Molecule: messenger RNA, 1197 nt
Organism: Camellia sinensis
Lineage: Eukaryota; Viridiplantae; Streptophyta; Magnoliopsida; Ericales; Theaceae
Product: protein THYLAKOID FORMATION1, chloroplastic
Biological process (GO): thylakoid membrane organization; photosystem II assembly; photosynthesis
Cellular component (GO): chloroplast thylakoid
Source: RefSeq, a predicted model, not a curated record
UAAUCACUUCCCAAUUUAAACCUAUUCUGAUUUCAACUUUAUCUGUCUUUUCUUUGUUUCCAUCAUGGCGGCACUUACUUCUUCUCUACAUUUCUCUGCUUCAGGUCAUUCUUCGGAGAAAGUCUCUGUUCCUUCUACUCGUUCUUUCGCUUCCAAUUUCGACAGUUUUCGAGUUCGUACAAAUUUUUCUUGCGAGUAUUUCGGCGUUCGAAGUUCGAAUUCCACUUCCCGAAUGGUUAUUAAGUCCAUGUCUACAGUAUCAGAUAUGCCCACUGUUUCUGAAACAAAGUUGAAUUUCUUGAUGGCUUAUAAACGACCAAUUCCGAGUAUCUACAACACUGUGCUGCAGGAGCUGAUUGUCCAGCAGCAUCUGAUGAGGUACAAGAGGACGCAUCGUUAUGAUGCUGUCUUUGCCCUUGGUUUUGUUACCGUGUUUGAUCAACUUAUGGAAGGCUACCCAAGUGAUGAAGAUCGAGAGGCCAUCUUCCAGGCAUAUAUCAAUGCAUUAAAGGAGGACCCUGAUCAAUACAGAAACGAUGCAAAAAAGUUGGAGGAAUGGGCCCGUGCACAAAAUGCUAGCUCAUUAAUUAAUUUUUCAUCAAGCGAAGGGGAAGUUGAAGGUCUUCUGAAAGAUAUUGCAGCGAGAGCUGGGGGUGAGGGGAGUUUCAGCUACAGUCGUUUCUUUGCUAUUGGGCUGUUUCGGCUUCUUGAGCUGGCAAAUGCUUCUGAACCCACAAUUUUAGAACAACUUUGUGCUGCAUUAAACAUAAACAAGAGAAGUGUAGAUCGGGACCUUGAUGUAUACCGCAAUCUGCUGUCUAAGCUGGUUCAAGCAAAAGAACUACUCAAGGAAUAUGUUGACAGGGAGAAGAAGAAAAUGGCGGAAAGGGAACAAUCUCAAAAGGCUAAUGAGGCAGUUACAAAAUGCUUGGCGGACUACCAAUAUGCAGAUCUUUAGGGCAAAAGCUUAUAUUGUGGUCACAGCUGAAAACUCCCCUUCCCAUCAAGCAUCAAUCCCAUAAUUUCUUGUUUAUUUUGAGGUAGAGUUGAAACUUCCAAGGCUGAGAUUACUUGCAGCAAAUGUGGCUUUCAUUCAGUUUUACUAUUUUGGAUCCUGCUGACCAGUAUAAAUUGUCCAAAAUUCCAUGUUUUAAAUUACUUAAACUAUGUACAAUGAUCAUAGCCAGAUUCUCUCUC